Messenger RNA from Engraulis encrasicolus (European anchovy), 2531 nucleotides. RefSeq names its product STKc_p38 domain-containing protein. Gene Ontology annotation, molecular function: ATP binding; MAP kinase activity. The record is from RefSeq and is a predicted model, not a curated record. Lineage: Eukaryota; Metazoa; Chordata; Actinopteri; Clupeiformes; Engraulidae. The transcript is spliced from 12 exons. Gene Ontology annotation, cellular component: cytoplasm; nucleus. Gene Ontology annotation, biological process: intracellular signal transduction; protein phosphorylation. Bases 40 to 1119 code for a protein of 359 amino acids.
UUUGAUUGUGCUACAGCGUUAGAGGUGUGUAUUCACAUCAUGACUUCUCCCGUGCAAGCGGGUUUUCACAGAGUUGAGAUUCAGAAAACAACCUGGGAUGUCUCGGACAGAUACACAUCUUUGCAAGCCAUUGGUUCCGGUGCCUAUGGGACGGUCUGUUCUGCCAUUGAUCAAAAAACAAAAGAAAAGGUGGCCAUCAAAAAGCUGUAUCGUCCAUUUGAGUCAUUGAUAUUCGCCAAAAGGGCUUACCGUGAAGUUCGACUGCUCAGACACAUACAACAUGACAAUGUGAUCUCGUUGUUGAACGUCUUCACACCUGAUGCCACUCUGGACAAAUUCCAGACCUUUUAUAUGGUGAUGCCCUUUGUGGCCCAAGAUCUUGGUCACAUCAUGAAGAGAAAGAGACUCUCAGAGAGAAUUAUCAUCUAUUUAUUCUACCAAAUCUUAAGGGGACUGAAGUACAUUCAUUCAGCUGGCAUCAUACAUCGCGAUCUCAAGCCUGGCAACCUGGCUGUCAAUGAAAACUGUGAAUUAAAGAUCUUGGAUUUUGGUUUGGCCCGACAGACGGAGAUGGAGAUGACGGGUUAUGUGGUGACACGCUGGUACAGGGCUCCAGAGGUCAUCUUCAACUGGAUGCACUACAGCCAGACAGUGGACGUAUGGUCUGCAGCGUGUAUUCUGGCGGAGAUGCUCACCGGCCAAGUUCUCUUUCCUGGCAAUGACAGCAUCGAUCAGCUGAAGAAGAUCCUGAGGGUCACAGGCACGCCAGAGUCCUCCCUCUUCCAGAAGAUGCAGAGUGAAGAUGCUCGCUCGUAUGUGCAGUCCUUGCCCAUUCAAAAGAAGAAAGACUUCAAAGAGGUCUUUCCCUCGAUGGACACUAAAGCGGUGUCCAUGCUGGAGGCUAUGCUGCUGCUGGACCCUGAGGCUCGCAUGACGGCCGCGGAGGGCCUGGCUCACCCCUACCUGUCCGAGUUCCACGACCCCGAGAGCGAGCCGGAGUCUCUCCCUUACGACGACUCCUUCGAGAGCCUGGAGCUGGAUACGAGCGAGUGGAAGAGUCUCAUCCACAUGGACAUCAUGACCUUUGACCCCGACAACCCCGGAUUGGUGGCAAUAUAGCACUACUUGGUAAAACACCUGCAGCGCAGCUACAUGUUACAGACUGAAAGGGCUUAAGAGAUAGAGAGUGUAAUUCUAUAGUGGUUUGUUUAGUAGUUUGUUUCAUGCUGCCUAUUCACAAAUGUUAUCUUUUUCAUGAAUAUUUAUCACCACCAUCAACUUCAGUAUUCAUUGUGACUGGGAAAUUUGUACUUGACAUGCACUGUACAUGAAAAGGUGGAUCUUCUCAGUGUCUGCCAUUUUGCAUUUCCAGUAAAAUACAUAUUUGGCUGCAAAACGUACUGUACUUUGGUCACACCAUAAAUAUUAGUUUAUUACUUCAUAAAUAUUCAUAUAUGCAAAGUUUGUGAAUAGGCCGCAUACGUUAACUAGAAACGCACUCAGAGAGUGCAGACCUCUGCCGAGGAGACUGUCUGAUAGAACAUUUGAUUACGUUAAACCCCUUUCUGCUGUUUUUGUGGAGAGAAACUGGAAUGAUAAAACAUUUUUGGAUCUGGAUCGUGAUCUGGAUCACCAUAAAAAUUGAAUCACUUGUUCCUUGUGUCAUUUCCAACAACGCGACCGAAAUCAUGACCUCCUUGGCAGAAGAUAUUACAUACUCCCUUAGAACCUUUAAUGAGUUGAGUUGUACAGUUUUUUUGUCUUCAUCAUCAUCAGACACCACUGCCAUGUUAUAUGUCUGAUAAAAUCAUAAAUGCAUCUAUGGGCCUUGGUAAAUCAUAUUAAAAUGGUGUUGUUGACAUACAAAGUUGAAAUACGUAGUUAUACAUGGGUUCUCAGUGUUUAUCAACACAAUGUUAUGAGGAGGGGCAAGACACUGGCAGCCAACCAUGUGAGCAAUUUUCCAACAAUCUGAGGUUGAGUUGUGCGCAGCUAGGUUGGUGCAGUCAGGUUAUAAACAAAAUUUAGAACCCAUAUAUUGCAUGAUGCCCAAGUCUUCUUCCUACAGUUUCAUUGGAGGAGCUUGACUAAGCUUUUAUUUUGAAAACCACUUUGACUGUUUCACUGACCAAAUAAGCUGCUUCUGAUAAAGAUCUAAACUAAAUGUAAUAGACUAAUAAUAUACUGCAAUCUAACAUUUCUAUGUGUGUCAUCCACAGGGCAUUUAUGUCAAGAGUAAUUUAGCCAUAUAUUUUCACAUUUCAGUGAGGAUAGAGCGAAUUUGUUACAUAAUUUUCCGUCUUUAGAUGUGCACCACUGUCAUCAGGAGAAACUAGCUUUUUACUUGUGUAUGGUUUGUAACCACAAGAUGUCACUAUUCUCAAUAAGAGAUGAAAAUGUUUGAAUAAUGAAAAAAAACUAUGCAAAGGAUCUACAGUUUAGAAUGUUGUGUGUUGACAAAAUAAAUGUUUUGAGUGUUGUAUUUACAUUGUUUUUAUUAUUUGUGAGGUAACAACCACUUUAUGUGGAAU